CAAUUUUUGUUUCUUCAGGGUGAAUAUAAUGGACCUCAAGUACUCAGCAUCUCACUGCAACUUAUCUCCAGACAUCAUGAAGCAUCAUAGAGGGAAAGAAAGAGAUGAAGAGUAUGAUGCUUCUUCUCUCAGCUUGAACAACUUGUCAAAGCUUAUUCUUCCUCCUCUUGGUGUUGCAAGUUAUAACCAAAAUCACAUCAUUUCUAGUGGAUGGGUCAUCUCACCCAUGGAUUCAAGAUACAGGGGGUGGGAAUCAUUUAUGGUGCUUCUUGUUGCAUACUCUGCGUGGGUUUACCCGUUUGAAGUCGCGUUUCUGAACUCCUCACCAAAGAGGAAUCUUUGCAUCGCAGACAACAUUGUAGACUUGUUCUUCGCUGUUGACAUUGUCUUGACGUUCUUCGUUGCUUACAUAGACCGAAGAACACAGCUUCUUGUCCGUGAACCUAAGCAAAUUGCAGUGAGGUACCUUUCUACGUGGUUCUUGAUGGAUGUUGCAUCAACUAUACCCUUUGAUGCAAUCGGAUACUUAGUCACCGGCACAGGCAAGUUGAAUCUCACUUGUAAUAUCUUAGGACUGCUCAGGUUCUGGAGACUCCGACGCGUCAAACACCUCUUCACAAGAUUAGAGAAGGACAUAAGAUUCAGCUACUUCUGUAUUCGUUGCAUUCGACUUCUAUCCGUAACGUUGUUUCUAGUGCAUUGUGCUGGAUGCAUUUAUUACCUACUAGCAGACAGAUAUCCACAUGGAAAGACAUGGAUAGACGCAAUCCCUAGUAUUAGAGACAAAAGCCUUUCCAUCAAGUACAUUGCAGCCAUUUAUUGGUCUAUCACAACGAUGACCACUGUUGGAUAUGGAGAUCUACAUGCUAGCAACACUACUGAGAUGUUGUUUAUCAUAGUCUAUAUGUUAUUCAAUCUCGGCCUCACUGCUUAUCUUAUUGGUAACAUGACUAAUUUGGUUGUGGAAGGGACUCGUCGUACUAUGGAAUUUAGAAAUAGCAUUCAAGCAGCGUCGAAUUUUGUAAACAGAAACAGAUUGCCUCCAAGAUUGAAAGACCAGAUACUAGCUUACAUGUGUUUGAGGUUUAAAGCAGAGAGUUUAAAUCAGCAACAUGUGAUUGAUCAGCUCCCAAAAUCUAUCCACAAGAGCAUUUGUCAACAUCUUUUUCUUCCAUCUGUUGAAAAAGUUUACCUCUUCAAAGGCGUCUCACGAGAGAUACUUCUUCUCCUGGUUUCUAAAAUGAAGGCUGAGUAUAUACCACCAAGAGAGGAUGUCAUCAUGCAAAACGAGGCACCAGAUGAUGUUUACAUAAUUGUAUCAGGAGAAGUUGAGAUCAUAGACUCAGAGAUGGAGAGAGAUAACGUGCUAGGCACGCUAAGAUGUGGAGACAUAUUUGGAGAAGUUGGAGCACUUUGUUGCAGACCUCAGAGCUACACUUUUCAAACAAAGUCUCUCUCGCAGCUUCUCCGGCUCAAAACAUCUUUCCUUAUUGAGACUAUGCAGAUUAAGCAACAAGACAAUGCCGUAAUGCUCAAGAACUUCUUGCAGCAUCACAAGAAGCUGAGUGAUUUAGACGUUGGUGACCUUAGUGCACAACAAAAUGGAGAGGACGAUGAUGGUUCACCAAACAUUGCCUCAAAUCUUAUCACUGUUGUGUCUACAGGCAAUGCAGCACUUCUUGAUGAGAUACUCAAGGCUAAGUUAAGCCCUGACAUUACAGAUUCCAAAGGAAAAACUCCACUGCAUAUAGCAGCCUCUAAAGGGUAUGAAGAUUGUGUUCUAGUACUCCUAAAGCAUGGAUGCAACAUUCACAUAAGAGAUGUGAGUGGUAACACAGCUCUAUGGGAAGCAAUCUCAAAGAAGCAUCAGCCAAUAUUCAGAAUCCUUUAUCAUUUCGCAGCUAUAUCGGAUCCACACGUAGCUGGAGAUCUUCUGUGUGAAGCUGUGAGACAGAACAAUGUAGAGGUCGUCAAGGAUCUUCUGAAACAGGGGAUCAAUGUUGACACAAAGGACCACCAUGGUUUCACAGCUUUGCAUGUCGCUAUGGCCGAGAACCAGAUGGAUAUGGUUAAUCUCCUAACUAUGAACGGUGCAGAUGUGGUUGGUGUCAACACUAGUGAGUUCACACCUUUGGAGAAGUUAAGACUUGUGGAGAAAGAUAAAGAAAGAGUGAGCAUUUUCAGAGGAGAUCCAUUGGAGAGAAAAGCAACAAGUUGCAAUGAAGCUGGGGUGCUUAUCUUGCUUCCUCCUUCACUUGAUGAUCUCAAGAAAAUUGCAGGUAAACACAUAAAUUUUACACAGUCCUACCGACCGGUUAUGUUGGUAAACUCAAUGAACCAAUAUUCGGAUUUAGUUUUUGUCUUUUGGGUCUUUUAUUGGCCGGUUCUUGUUCUGAUGGGGGUACAUGAGAUCAGGACUAGAUUGUAA
Molecule: messenger RNA, 2428 nt
Organism: Eruca vesicaria subsp. sativa (arugula)
Lineage: Eukaryota; Viridiplantae; Streptophyta; Magnoliopsida; Brassicales; Brassicaceae
Source: the annotation of a GenBank genome assembly